AUGUUUGCUCGCUCAGCAUUCCGCGCGGCGCAGCCGCUCAAGACUCAGGCUCGUCGCUACGCCACCGAGUCGGCACCCAAGGGCGGAUCCAACACCCUCCUCUACGCCGCCGGUGCCGCUGCCCUUGGCGGUGCUGGCUACUACUACUUUGGCGGGUCGAGCGCUGCGCCCAAGAUCGAGGCCGUCUCGCCUCCCAAGGUGGCCUUUGCGGGCGGCGACCAGGGCUUCAUCUCGCUGAAGCUGGCCGAGGUGGAGAAUGUCAACCACAACACCAAGCGCUUCCGCUUCGAGCUGCCCGAGGGCGACAUGGUCUCUGGCCUUCACAUUGCGAGCGCCAUCCUGACCAAGUACAAGGGCCCCAAUGACGAGAAGGCCACCCUCCGGCCGUACACGCCCGUCAGUGACGAGAACGACAAGGGCUUCAUUGACCUGCUGGUCAAGAAGUACCCCGACGGACCCAUGAGCACGCACCUCCACAACAUGGAGCCCGGCCAGCGGCUCGACAUGAAGGGCCCGCUGCCCAAGUACAAGUGGGAGGAGAACAAGCACGACCACAUUGCGCUGAUUGCGGGCGGCACGGGCAUCACGCCCAUGUACCAGCUCGCGCGCGCCAUCUUCAACAACCCCAACGACAAGACCAAGGUGACGCUCGUGUUCGGCAACGUGACGGAGCAGGACAUUUUGCUCAAGAACGAGUGGGAGCACCUCGAGAACACGUACCCCCAGCGCUUCCGCGCCUUUUACGUGCUCGACAAGCCGCCCCAUAGCUGGCCCGGCCCCGGUGGCUUCAUCAACAAGGACCUCCUCAAGACGGUCCUGCCCGAGCCCAAGGAGGAGAAUGUCAAGCUGUUCGUGUGCGGUCCUCCCGGUCUGAUGAAGGCCAUCUCUGGCAACAAGGUCAGCCCCAAGGACCAGGGCGAGCUCACGGGCAUUCUCAAGGAGCUCGGCUACAAGGAGGACCAGGUGUAUAAGUUUUAG
This is a messenger RNA of Emericellopsis cladophorae, 978 nucleotides long. RefSeq names its product NADH-cytochrome b5 reductase. NCBI's taxonomy places the organism in Eukaryota, Fungi, Ascomycota, Sordariomycetes, Hypocreales, Bionectriaceae. The record is from RefSeq and is a predicted model, not a curated record. The transcript is spliced from 3 exons. Gene Ontology annotation, molecular function: cytochrome-b5 reductase activity, acting on NAD(P)H. The coding region runs from base 1 to 978 and encodes 325 amino acids. Gene Ontology annotation, biological process: ergosterol biosynthetic process.